Messenger RNA from Colletotrichum graminicola M1.001, 360 nucleotides. RefSeq lists its product as uncharacterized. The transcript has 2 exons. Bases 1 to 360 code for a protein of 119 amino acids. The record is from RefSeq and is a predicted model, not a curated record. Lineage: Eukaryota; Fungi; Ascomycota; Sordariomycetes; Glomerellales; Glomerellaceae.
AUGUCUAGGCUCCAGUUGAGAGAGUUGACUUUGCGAUCUGAUACCCGGAAACUCGAGGGCUGGGACGCGCAGCUGCGGGAGAUGGCGUACGCCGGGGCGGAAGAGGAGGCCGCGGGCGGCAACGACGACGUCGACGACGACGACGGCAAGAAGACCCGGGGGUCGAGCCUGAAGCGCAUGCUGGGUGGCUGCGGCAGCCUGGUUAGGGACAUGCUCGACGAGCUGGUCGUCAUGGAGGAGAUCGAAGCCGCCGCGGUGGAGAGGGAGACGGAGUGGAUCAGGAGGAUGAACCGCGAGGGAGACGACGGUCUCGGCAAAGAUACCCAGAGAUCAUCCGGUGCUGUUUGGAGACUUGUUUGA